AUGGGCAGUGAGAUGAUUGAAAUAAAGAAUCAAGCGUCGGCUAUUGAACAGGAGAUUAGAUCUAGCGAGACCAGAUCUAUGGAAUCAACUCCAUCACCCGAAGAAGAAGAAGCCUCACAAUCUCCAAUACUUCAAGAGCAAAACAAGGAAAUUAUCUCAAUCUCUUCAACUCCUGAUCCAAUCACUGAACCCGUACCUCGUCGGUCGAGGCGUGCCAAUAUCGGCAUACCGCGAGAGAGGUAUCAUGACCCUGAUCAAAAACACCACUCUGUCGAAUACGAGAAACGGGAUAGAGAUAGUCAGAGAGCUACGCAAAGAUCGAGAUCAAGAUUACCUAGGGAUCCAUCGGAAGCUGAAGGAUCCGCAAACGCCACAGUAGACAUUACUAUGCCUAUUAUGUUCAAUGAUAAACCGCUGUACGCAAGGGAUAUUAACAUUCCCACAACGUAUAAGCAGGCAGAGAAGUCACCUUUCUGGAUAUAUUGGAAAGAAGCUAUGGAGAAACAGCUUGAGGACCUCGCCGCUAAGCGAACAUGGACCCUAAUCCCGAAACCUCCACGAUCAAAAGUCCUUCCGGGACAAUGGAGAUUCACACUAAAGACAAACACAAAGGAUCAAGUGUAUGGGUUUAAAGCCCGCUGGGUGGUCUGUGGAAACUUCCAGGAUAAAGAUGGAGCGGAGUCUUACGCUCCAGUUGUUUCCGAAUAUAUGAUUAAGGUCGUAUUGACGCUUAUUGCGAUAUAUGACCUUAGAUAG
Messenger RNA from Penicillium coprophilum, 756 nucleotides. RefSeq lists its product as uncharacterized. The coding region runs from base 1 to 756 and encodes 251 amino acids. NCBI's taxonomy places the organism in Eukaryota, Fungi, Ascomycota, Eurotiomycetes, Eurotiales, Aspergillaceae. The record is from RefSeq and is a predicted model, not a curated record. The transcript has 2 exons.